AUGGCGACCGAGUUGGCACAUGCAGAGCUUGAGUUGGAAGAGGUGAAGGAAGCCUUGCGGGAAGGGAAGUCAUAUCUCGGUUUGACCGGGUCUUUACUAAAGGAGUAUGCGGUGGAAGCAGCAAAGAAAGAGAACCUGCUCCGCAAAAGCCUCGGUGUGAAGCGAGAAAGUUCGAUGAGCUCCGAGUCUGAGGAGCUCAAAGAACUUCACUCAACUCAGUUCACUCGUCCACGUAGCAACUCGGUGAACUCCGCCACACAGACUGACGUCACCGUGGGGGCCAAAGCGACCGAUUCAAAUCUGGAGACGGCAGUACCUACGAUGCCAGAGCUGCCACGCGAGGCGACGCCAGCGAUGCACAUCGGCGCUCCUGCAAUGCCUGUGACGUCGCGACCAUCGCGACCACGAUCCUUCUCGAAGUUAUCAUCGGGCACAGCUCAAGGAGUUGUUGACACUGGAGACCUUGCUAUGGUGCUUGAGCUCAUGCGGUCGAAGCCCAGCGAUGAACGACUUCAAAGGGCCUGUUUGCUGGCGAUCGGACGCCUUUCAAAGGAUGCCUCUGCCUUGCGACCCUUAUGCUUGGGUGUCAUCUCGGCUGUUGCCCAAUCAGCUGCUCAAGCGCGAGAGAAUCUCAUCUUGCAGAGAUUGGCAGUGACCGCUUUGUCCAGUGUGGUCUAUCUCCAUGAUGUAGCAGCACUGGUUGCACCUUUAGCCCUUCCGGUGGUCAUCGAGGCUGCGCUAGCGUUUCCAGAGGAUGUCAAGCUUCAAACAAGUGCCUGCGAGGCCUUUGCGCGCUUGGCACAAGGCGGUAGCAAUCGAGUAGUCAGCUCAAUGGUGAAGUACCUUGCAGUGCCUGGUGUAGUCUUUCAGGUGCUUUGUGAUGCUCUCCAAAGGCUUUGUGAGAAUUCCAUAUGUCAGCCCCAGCAUGUCCUGGACGAAUUGAUCAAGCUAAGCGAUAGUGAUCCCAGCAAUCUCGAGUUGCAGCGGCGGGUGUCCUUAUCCCUGAAGAGGCUAUCCUUUAGCAUUAUCAGUGUAGCAGCCAUACGGCAACGUACUUCUUUGACCGCUCAGUGGGCUCAUUUGCUGGAGCGAUUCCUGCGGGCUGAAGAAGAUGAAGCCAAGUUGGAUGGUGACUUUCACAACAAGGUGCAACACCUUUUUCACGAAGAAAUGGCCCUGCACUUUGAGUUUGAGGCUGCUGAGCGAUGUCUUCACUACUUGAAGACAGCCACUGUCACGAGGCCUGGUGGACGGAUUUUCAGAGAGGUUCUGCGCAGCCUUGCAGAGAACUUGGAGGACUAUCGAUCUCGUUCAGAGGCCCGUGAACUGGCGUGGGAUGUGGAGCGUCAGUGCUUGGCCCCAUUGGAUCCCUUGCUCCGCUUACGCCUCCACAACGAGGUCCUCACCAAGAUGGAGCAGCGUUUGCCUGCUGCGCUGCGCACAGCUGCAGAUGCCGUGUUGCAUUGGCCCUCCGAGGAUGCAGUGACCCCGCCAGUUCGAUGUUAG
Molecule: messenger RNA, 1506 nt
Organism: Durusdinium trenchii
Lineage: Eukaryota; Dinophyceae; Suessiales; Symbiodiniaceae
Source: the annotation of a GenBank genome assembly